Messenger RNA from Pipistrellus kuhlii (Kuhl's pipistrelle), 1033 nucleotides. It is a transcript of the gene TIMP4, whose product is annotated as TIMP metallopeptidase inhibitor 4. Bases 86 to 760 code for a protein of 224 amino acids. Gene Ontology annotation, biological process: negative regulation of membrane protein ectodomain proteolysis; negative regulation of endopeptidase activity. Gene Ontology annotation, molecular function: metalloendopeptidase inhibitor activity; protease binding. Lineage: Eukaryota; Metazoa; Chordata; Mammalia; Chiroptera; Vespertilionidae. The record is from RefSeq and is a predicted model, not a curated record. Gene Ontology annotation, cellular component: extracellular matrix. The transcript is spliced from 5 exons.
GGGGCGCGAGGCGUUCUGGAAGUGCCCUGGAGAGUCUGUUUGAUCCGACAGACCCCCACAGACUUAGUUGGGGCUCUGCAGUGUCAUGCCCCGGAGCCUCCAGACCACGUCGAGCUGGGCGCUGUUGCUGCGGCUGCUGGCAUUGCUGCGGCCGCCCGGGCUGGUCGAGGCGUGCAGCUGCGCCCCCUCGCACCCCCAGCAGCAUGUCUGCCACUCUGCGCUUGUGAUCCGGGCCAAGAUCUCCAGUGAGAAGGUAAUUCCUGCCAGUGCAGAUCCUGCUGACACUCAAAAAAUGAUCCGGUAUGAAAUCAAACAGAUAAAGAUGUUUAAAGGGUUUGAGAAAGUCAAGGAUAUUCAGUAUAUCUAUACACCUUUUGAUUCCUCCCUCUGUGGUGUGAAACUAGAAGCAAACAGCCAGAAGCAGUAUCUCUUGACUGGUCAGGUCCUCAAUGAUGGAAAGGUCUUCAUCCAUCUGUGCAACUACAUUGAGCCCUGGGAAAACCUAUCCUUUUUGCAAAGGGAAAGUCUGAACCACCACUACCAUAUGAACUGUGGCUGCCAAAUCACCACCUGCUAUACAGUGCCCUGUACCAUCUCAGCCCCCAAUGAGUGCCUCUGGACAGAUUGGCUAUUGGAAAGAAAACUCUAUGGGUACCAGGCCCAGCAUUAUGUCUGCAUGAAGCGUGUUGAUGGCACCUGCAGCUGGUACCAGGGACGCCUGCCCCUCAGGAAGGAGUUUGUUGACAUCAUCCAGCCCUAGUAGGGAACAAUGACCACCACAUUCCUUCAAGAGUUCUGAAGACCAAGCCAGUUCUCCCUCACUAGAGUUCUGGCUAUCACCACUUGCCUCACUGCUGUCAGCAAAUGAGAAGUAUCAAGUGGACAGUCUGGCUAGUGUUAGAGCAGGGCUAGGGUAUGUUACAGCUUGUGUCUGAAACCCCAGCCCAGAACAUGUCAAAAGCUAGGGAAAGUAUCCUGCCCUCAACCCUUCUCUCCUGCCUCCCAAACCCUUUUAUUCUAGCCCUGUGGUUGG